Paramuricea clavata is the source of this 2802-nucleotide messenger RNA. Lineage: Eukaryota; Metazoa; Cnidaria; Anthozoa; Malacalcyonacea; Plexauridae. The record is from the annotation of a GenBank genome assembly.
AUGAUCAAAGAACAAUUUGGACAACCAAGCGUAAUUGCCCGUGCGCUAGUGAGCAACGUCACCAAAGGAGGGAAAAUUGGUAGAAGUGACACGAAGAAAUUGCGAGAGUUCUCGAUCGACCUUAUCAAUUGCAUGGCCACGAUGAAACGCAUUGGAUAUACAGCAGAUAUCAACGCCAACGAAAAUUUACGAAAGAUCAUCACACGCUUACCAAACCACAUGAUUGAAAGGUGGAAAGUCUUCGUGGUGGACAUUCGUGAGAAAGUUCAGACACCUGCAGUCAGCCAUAUAAGUGAAUACGUGAGAAAGAGAGUAAAGGCAGAGUUUGAUCCUGAUUUCGGCGACCUACAAAGAGAUUCGAGACCCCCAAGAAGUGACCAUCCUACCCCGAGAAGAGGCAUCUACGCCGCCGGUCGUGAUUCAAACAGAUCGCCAAUGAAAUGUUACGUAUGCGAAGAAGAGCACCGUGUCAUUGAAUGCCCAGUAUUAGCGAAAGCAUCAGUUCCUGAAAGACUAGAACUAGCGAAGAAAGCAAGACUGUGUUUCUCGUGUUUGAAUCGUGGACACUCCAAAACAUCUGCGACACUUCCAAUUACUUGUCAAAAUAUCGUAAUAUUAUCGUAAAUUUAGAAAACCUCCUCCUUUCCCCCACCAGUGUCGCAGAUGUUUUGUCCAGGAUUGUAGCAUGAUGCCCGUAAUCAGAGCCAGAUUCAGAGUCCCCAACGGUCGAGUUCGUGAAGGGAACGUGUUGAUUGACAGUGGUGCUGGAACGACGGUUACUCGUAAGCAUUUUGAAAAAGAUCUCGGAUUGAAUGGGAAAAGAGAACGGAUCGAUUUAGCGGUAGUCGGAGGAGAGAAAUUAGAGUGCAAGCAGUCAAUUGUCCGUGUCCUAAGUCAAACCUCUCUCUCGAUGAGAAACGAGCCAUGGAGCUAAUGGAACGAUCAUGGAAGCUCGAUGACAACCGUUAUGUAAUCGGUCGUCCGUGGAAAAGAGACAAGAACUUGCUGUCUGAUAACCGUUCCCUAGCAGAAACACGACUUCGAUCCCUAGAAAAGAGCCUCAGCAAGAAUGACGUAAAAGCGAGAAUGUAUGAUCAAGCGUUAAUGCAAUACGCAGAAAACAACUGGGCAAUACCCGUCAGUGAAGAAGAUCUUAAGGUUGAUAGGAAACCAUUCUACUACCUACCACAUCAUGGAGUCUAUCGUCCGGACAAGAAGAGUACCCCGUUACAAGUGGUCUUUGACCCAGCGACUUCCUACCUUGGCAUGUCUUUGAAUUCCUUCCUUUUCAAAGGUCCUGGUCUGAUUGGCAACCUGCUCGGAGUGCUUCUACAUUUCCGUGAAGAACAAGUUGCUUUUAGUGGAGACAUAUCCAAGAUGUUACUUCAGAUCCUACUGUUGGAAGAAGAUACCCAUGUCCAUCAUUUCCUUUGGCAAAACCUUGAUGCGACAAGAGAGCCGACGACAUACGCCCUCCAAAGAGCUAUGUUCGGAGAUAAGCCCUCUACCGACAUGGCGAGCUUUGUCAUGUUGAAAAUGGCAGAAGCAAACGAGAAAGAAUGUCCUCGAGCUGCUACGAUCCUGAAGCGUGAUAGAUACGUAGACGAUCUAAUUCAUUCGUGUCCAAGUACGGACGACGCAGUAAAGAGCAUUGAAGAAGUGGACAAACUUUUGUCAACAAGAAGCUUCAAAAUUAGAGAAUGGUUAUGUUUCUCUACAGUCCAGAAGGCAAAUGAGAGUGAGCAGCUAAAAGUAGCAAAUGGUAGCGAGAAUAAUUCACACCCUGUCACACCAAUUGUAAAUCUGGACGGCGAAGAAGAGAACAAAACGCUCGGUGUAAUAUGGAAUCCGAAGAGAGACGUAAUCGGGUUUGCUUCGAAAGAAGUAAAAGUCGAAAGACUGACAAGGAGAUCCGUCCUUUCAAAUAUCUCGAAACUCUACGACCCACUUGGUUUAGCAUCUGCAGUAACGAUAAAGGCGAGAAUAGCCUUACAGAAUAUUUGGAAAGCAAAGCAAUUUGAUUGGGAUGACACUCUUCCCGAAGUUAUGAGCGACACUUGGAAGAAAUUGUUCAAAGAAAUCGAAAGUCUCAAGAAAGUCGAGUUUCCGAGAUGUCAACCGAAAGAAACAUCUGGUCCUUCCGAGUUGCACGUCCUCGCUGAUGCAAGCAAAUAUGCUUAUGGUGCCGUAGCGUAUUUGGUUUGGACGACCCCCCAUGGUUUCUAUGUUAGUCUUGUGUCUGCGAAAGCAGGAGUGGCCCCACUACAACACACUACCAUCCCGAGACUGGAGUUGAUGGCUGCACUAACCGCGUCUAUACUCGCUCACACCAUUGUUGAAGAAUCCAAGUUAAAGCCCUAGAGCGUCACAUUUUGGUCAGAUUCUACCAUAGUACUCAGUUGGUUAUGUUCGGAAUCGACUUCAUUCAAGCCGUUCGUUGGAGUUUGAGUGGCCGAGAUACAAAAAAGUUGGAGACCAAGUUCAUGGCGAUACGUCCCAUCCGAAGAGAAUCCAGCUUAUGAUUUAAGUCGCGGUAUUACGGUAGAAGAAUUGAGUUCAGGUCGUUGGAUUAACGGUCCAUCUUUCCUCUCGAAGCCAAAGACCGAGUGGCCAUGUGAAAGAAAAACAGAACCGGACGUUCGAAGUGAAGUUCGCAAGAAGAAAAAGUCCCCAAACUCCUUGGCAGCAAUUGUGAAACCCCAACCUCUGUUAAAUCCAGAGCAUUUCUCAGAUUGGGACAGAUUAGUAAGAGUGACUGCUUAUUGUCAACGUUUUGUUAAAAACACUAAGUAUACGACAUAA